Messenger RNA from Fusarium coffeatum, 4350 nucleotides. RefSeq lists its product as uncharacterized. Gene Ontology annotation, biological process: protein deubiquitination; regulation of proteasomal protein catabolic process; proteasome-mediated ubiquitin-dependent protein catabolic process. Gene Ontology annotation, molecular function: cysteine-type deubiquitinase activity; proteasome binding. The transcript has 5 exons. NCBI's taxonomy places the organism in Eukaryota, Fungi, Ascomycota, Sordariomycetes, Hypocreales, Nectriaceae. The record is from RefSeq and is a predicted model, not a curated record. Bases 1 to 4350 code for a protein of 1449 amino acids.
AUGGCCGACCAGGACCACGACAGGUAUGGAAUUCUACCUGAUUCGGACCGUCCUGGUGAUGUCCUCUACAACUGGACGGAUCACAAGAACAAGAUACAUAAUAUGGGUUGGGGAGGAUGCAAUCCCGCGAGAUGGAUAUAUGAACUUCUGAACAACAACUUUACCACAUGCGAUCUCUUCACGCGAGCGCAACAAGCGAACCUUGAAGUUCCCUACCCAUGGCAAGACCACACCCAUCGACUGAUCCUAAAUGGCAACCAGAGUUUCGUCAGCCUCGGAGCGCGCAUGUUAUCCUCAGUGUGUAUCGAUUGUCACUUCCAUUUUGUGUUCAAUCUGUUAUGGGACGAGGAGCAUGCCGGCGCUCUCUGCAAUCACAACCAAAAACAAUGGCCACCAAGAGAUGGCAGAUUUCCCUGGCACCACUUGGCCUGGGCUGGCACGGAUUCAGACGAAAACGUCGCCAAGCGACAUUCUAAAUAUUACCCACUUGUUACCCGCGAGACCUUUGCAUGCUCGGCUGGGCCCUGCACAUUUUCAAUUAACCUUGAAAUCUCGAUGCCUCGCAUGCCUUUGUGGUGGAUUAAUCUGCUGCUUGACUCUGACACGAUUCGGGAGGAGCUGCGUAUUGCCAAGGAAAACGAUCCAGAACGCUACGCGACUGCGACUGAUGACUGGGCGAUGCAAGCCCCCAUAAAUCUAAACACCUACCUCAAGAACUUGAUAGAGGCAACGUCUCAAGAAGGUGCUAGAAGUAUUUCUAAACGCAACAAAAGAUUUGCUGUGCUAUUCGGCCCUCGCUGUUUCAGCAUAUUCAGAGAGCUUGAAUUUGACGAAACCAUUGAUAUCAGGGAGGAUGAUGGUGUGGACGAAGGGACAUUCACGCCCAAAGUUCCCUACCCACCCGACGCCCCAAAUGGUGCUACCAAAAUAGGCACAUAUCGCGGAUAUAUUGAGGAUGUCAGGGCUGAAGUCCAGUGCUUGAUUCACAAACGAGGGGAACCCGCCGAGCUUUGCACUCCCAGUCUCCACGCCCACCUGGGCUGCUCAGAGGUCCCGAAUGUCAGCUCUAAUGUGUUUGUCAAUCUCGACCGUUACAAAUUGAUGGGUGUGUUGCCAAAUCAGGACAAGGGAAUCGUCGACAAUGCUUACAGAAGACAAUGGGAACUGCUGCCAAAGAAAAGAAGAGAAUUGAUUGAGGCACUUGGACAAAUCGCCAACGAUCUGAACGACCGGGAUUUUAGUGAAUAUGCCAUGAUACAAGAGUCUGUGUUUGGGAGUCAGGUUCCAACACAGACCGACAACGGGGAUGCCGAGUUGACGAACCAGGCACUGCUUUUUUUCGGUCUGCAGCCACCAAAUAACUAUAACGCAGAUUCAAUAGUGCUGGCAUACCGACGCAAGGUGGUGAACGAUCCCAGCGAUGUUGAUGCUGCACAUAGCAUGUUGAUGCUGAUCUCCAAUGCGACAAGUGAUGAGUCCUACAAAGCCUCUUUGGAGAAGGAAUACCUGGAGAAAUUUUCUUUCACCACUGCCAAGGAGAUCCUUGGAUUAAGCGAUGCAAGCAUCGAUUCCGAUACUCUUGAUAAUUUCAAACAGAAGGUCCAGAAUACCAAAGACAAGGAAGCCAAAACAACUUACUUGGACGCCAUGGACAAGAUCGCCGAUCACACCCAGUCCGCAGAACUCAAAGGAGAGGUUGCUCAGUUGCGACAGCAGAACGAUAUUAUUGGCUCUGAUCUGACCAAUACCAGUAAUCCAAACCAACCUGCAGACUAUGAUCUUCCGGUUGGACUGGAGAACAUCGGAAACACAUGUUACCUGAACAGUCUUUUACAAUACCUCUUCACUGUCAAGCCUGUACGAGAUAUUGCCGUCCGUUACGAUGAUUUCAAGCUCGACUUGACCGAUGAAACGAUUGAGCAUCGGAGGAUUGGCGGCAACAAGAUGCGGAUGAAGCGUGAAGAGGCUGUUGUUGCUCAAGCUUUUGCCAAAGAGCUUUCAGAGUUGUUUACAAAGCUUGAAAACUCGGAUAUGAGAGCAACGAGACCCUCACAGAGAUUGGCAAAUGCUGUCCUUCUGGAUACAGACACCCUCGUGAAAUCCGCCAAUACUUCUGCCGAUUCGGCUACUGGAAACCAGCCGCCGCCACUCCCAACAAGACCACCGCCAGGUCCUCCAGCUAAUGAUUCCGAAGAUGUAGAGAUGGCUACUACAAAUGUGAAGGAUGAUCGCGACCCGAUUGAUACAGCCAGUACCGUUAGCUCACAGACACUUAUCGGGGACGAUUCCGACCGUUCUUAUGACAAAGUUGAAACUUCCCCAGCAACCAACAAUGGCCAAGUCAUUGAUACUGUAAUGGAAGUUGAACAGGACGAUGAUGUGGUUGAGAUCAGUCGACCAAGUCACCAAGCCGAUGAGGUUGUCGGAACCCCUGAGAAGAGGAACAUUGAUGAUUCUAAAAAGGAUCAGUCUACUGAUACGGAAAUGACAGACGCCAAGGACCCCUCGACCAUUGACCAGAAAGUCCUGACCGCCCUGGAACACCAGGACAGAUCUUCUGGCACAGAUCAACAAGAUGUUGAGGAAGUCAUGGGCAAUAUCAUCAGCCGUCUCCAAGCCGCCAUACAACCGUCCUAUGUCAACGAUGUUACAGGGAUUCAGAUGGAAUCAAUUAUGGAGACAUUCUUUGUCACGACAAUCAAUUACACAAAGAAGGCAGACCAGGACACUUACCAGAAGGAAAUCAGUUUUGAUCGAUUCAUUACGGCUUUUCCUUCUCCUCAGGGUGGAACAUGCUCACUGUAUGAUGCACUCGGCCGUAAUUUUGACCUCCAGGCUAUUGAGGGAAGCGAACAGUCACGAUAUACAGCCAUCGAGACGCUGCCGCCUGUGCUGCACGUCCUUAUUCAGCGUUCGCAAUCCGUUAAUGGAAAGAAUGACAAUCCGGUUGAAAUCCCUGAAACACUAUACCUCGACCGAUUUAUGGACACUCCUCACGAUUCGAUGACGUUUAAAGAGCGCGAAAAGAGCUGGGCAGCUGCUAAUCGUAUAUCUGAGAUCAACGCAUCCAUAGCCGCAGCAGAGAGUACUGGCCCAACUGGCCCCUUCCUAGAAAGCCUCUCACAGGAAGAAAAAGCGGACGACAGCAAUGCGCCCACAACGGAAGACAUCGCAAUGGUUGAUGGCGGAGAGGAUGCAGAAGAGACAUGGGAAUUCGACGGUCCGGUAGAUGACGAUUUCUUGAUGGUCAACAGGCCCAGCAAACGCGCAGUGUCUGCAACUGAGCUGUCCGAUGUGCCACAAAACAUCAAUGAGAUCGAAUCUUCUGUCCGAGAGCAAAUGAAGACCGAGCUCAAAGAAACUACAGACCAUCUGGAGACAUUUUAUGCUCAACUCAAGAGCAACCCCUACCGCCUCCACGCUGUCAUUUGUCACAGGGGCAGUCUCAGAUCUGGGCACUACUGGGUGUGGAUUUAUGACUUUGAGCAAAACGUUUGGCGCAAAUACAACGACUCGAACGUUGAGGUCAAACACAGCACAGAUGAAGUCCUCAAAACACUGAGCUCUAGUGGCGAGCCUUACUUUCUCUGCUAUGUCCGUGAUGAGGACAAGGAAGAGUAUGUUGACCGCUCGAGAUCACGCAAGCGGCCAAAGGAAGAAGAAGACUUGUGCGAUGACAGCUCUGACAGCUCUGACGAUCUUGCUAAUAUCGAUGACAAGGAACUCGACCAGUACAUCCUUAACACAUUCGAUGACACCAGCAGGGACGCAGUUGAUGAUUUCUUCGGCUUUGGUUUUGGCUACAAUGAUGCAAAAGUCGCUAAAGCCAGGGACUUGGAAUUCUUCGCAAUGGCUGCUACAGAUACACCUUUUGAAUCUCUUGAAGACCCAGGGGCUCACGACACUAAUCCCAAUACUCCGAAGGACUCUGAUUCCGAUACGUCAGGGGAAACGGUGGCAACGGAGAUUGUAGCAGUUCCAGUAUCCCCGGCAAAGCGAGCAAAGGUUGUUAGACGUGGAGUGCCUAGAUUACGUGCGGUACCUGCAUUGAAGCGAGAAGGACGAAUUCAAUCAUCUCAAGACAAGAAGUCAAAGGGUUCAUAUCGGCCACCAGAAAACAGAAACUCCGUCAGAACCUCUAUCGAUUCCGAUGAAGAAAAUCCUAGAAAACUUCGUGGCAUGGUUGAUUACAUCAGGGAAGCGUUGCAGAAAAAGGCCUCACAGGAUGUUAAAGAUAAAAACAUUAAGAUGGAAGAUGGGGAGGUAGACACCAAGAUGGAAGACAUCCCUGACAUCAAAAUGGAGGACAUUAAAGGCAUCAAGAUGGAAGAUGGAGAGGCGGAAAAUUGA